GUGAUUGGGUACCGUUGGCGUGACGUAAUUUACCGGCGUCGGCGUCUCAGCUGUGGGAAGCGUGUGACCUUCUUCGUUCAUUCUAAACUACAGCGGACUAAAGUCGAGUCGUUUUAAGUUGAGCCACGUAAUACAAUCGGUUAAACAAUACAAGAAAUCUGUUUGAAAGAAAGACAUGGGUGACGUCGCGAAGGGAAAGAAAGUGUUUGUCCAGAAGUGCGCACAGUGUCACACGGUGGAAAAAGAUGGAAAGCACAAGGUCGGCCCGAACCUCUGGGGGCUCUUCGGGCGCAAAACGGGCCAGGCUGCGGGCUAUUCGUACACGGACGCCAACAAGAGUAAAGGCAUCGUCUGGGGAGAGGACACGCUAAACAAGUAUCUGGAAAACCCCAAGAAGUACAUUCCAGGAACGAAGAUGAUCUUCGCUGGCAUCAAGAAGAAGGGAGAACGGGCCGAUCUAGUUGCAUAUCUGAAGUCUGCUACCUCUUAGGAAACACUUUUGUCUUAAGUUAUCUGUACAUUUCAUGUUUACUUAAUCUUUCAGCAAGACACAUCCAACGGUUUUUAUCUUUCAGGAAAGACCCUUUGCAGCUAUUCUUGCUGUUUUGCUUUAUGCCUGUUGCCAAGGUGAGAGUGAGUGCCAUUUCAAUUUAAACUAAUAAUGCAAUCCCUGGCAGGAGACUAGUGUGCAUCUUUGAACAUUUAUCAAAGUGGCUUUUCCAGGUCCAGCAAUGUCUCUUGAAAGAGACUGUAUCUCCUGGUUUCACAGGUGCGAUGCAACUUAAAUUAUUCACUGCACAAGCAGCUGUGUUGUAGAAGGCACAGUGUGAUUGGCAGUAGCUGUAAAUAUAAGCUGUGAUGUAUCUGAAGGAGUGUCACCAAAUGGUAGACAUUUUGUGAUGAAGUUGAUUUGCUUCUCUUUUGUUAAGUGUUUAGUUUGUGGUUGCACAUUACCGUCUAUUUGGAAUGGCAAGGAAGAGGUCACAAUGCCAUUUUUAGUAAAGCCGUUGGUUUAUAUGUCUGAAUUCAACUGGACUCUUAUUUAACUUGUACUGAAACUUUUCAACCAUGAUGUUUCUUUUAAACCGAUCCACUGUCUUAAGUUGGCUACUGUCUGUGGCCAAUCACCAAGUAUUCUGCCUUUCACAGCUGUCAAAUUAUCUUUCUGGACUUGAUUUUCUGAUAUACUUGCAUGAAAAAUACAUUUGUAUUUAUUGCCAUGCAUUAAAUUACUGGUUUGAAAUCUUGAA
Messenger RNA from Conger conger (European conger), 1250 nucleotides. RefSeq names its product cytochrome c-like. Gene Ontology annotation, cellular component: mitochondrial intermembrane space. Gene Ontology annotation, molecular function: electron transfer activity; heme binding. The transcript has 3 exons. The record is from RefSeq and is a predicted model, not a curated record. The coding region runs from base 176 to 490 and encodes 104 amino acids. Gene Ontology annotation, biological process: mitochondrial electron transport, cytochrome c to oxygen; mitochondrial electron transport, ubiquinol to cytochrome c. Lineage: Eukaryota; Metazoa; Chordata; Actinopteri; Anguilliformes; Congridae.